Ectocarpus sp. CCAP 1310/34 is the source of this 3106-nucleotide messenger RNA. Lineage: Eukaryota; Phaeophyceae; Ectocarpales; Ectocarpaceae. The record is from the annotation of a GenBank genome assembly.
CAACUCAACGUUCAUCGAAACGUACCCGCACCAUCUGCCGUCGCUCAAUCACCAUCCCGGCAACUCGUCCCACGCGCUCACAGGUGUUCCAUCCCGAGACGGUUUAGUUUCGCAUAAUCUUUCUCAGCCCAUCGUCGUGAUCGAGUGCUGUGACGGGGGAGCGAGUAGCCAACCUUUUCGAGAGCUCCUGGCUGUGUGAUCUGUGGUGGCUGUAGUUUGAUGUCAGGUCUUAUACAGCGAACAAGCGCAAACGCUAAGGCGAUGACCGCAGACGAUGGUGCUUCCAACGGAGAGCAGCUAGCCGCGGCGCCCCGGAAGGGUCUGCCCAUGGAGAUUAAGCUGGUGAUUUGCGUGCUUGGUAUCUACUCGUGCUACAUGUUGUCGGGAAUCCUGCAGGAAAAUAUUUUCCGAUACAGAUCCGAGGAUGGCAGCAGGUUUUCGUCGACUCUGUUCCUGCUGUGGGUCCAGUGCGUGGUAAACGUCGCUUUCUCCUUGGUGGCGAUGUCCGUCAACGGCAGGUCUGGGGACAAGAUGCCCCACCACCUUUUCGGCACGGCCGGGUUCGCGUACAUCGGUGCCAUGGUGUGCUCCAUCGAGGCUCUCAAGUACGUCAACUUCCCAACCAAGGAACUGGGCAAGUCCUGCAAGAUGAUCCCAGUGAUGUUGUUCGGAGUGCUGUUCGCCAAGAAGCAGUACAGCUUGCAGGAGUACCUGUGCGUGGCCCUGAUCACGGUGGGCAUCGUCACCUUCAACCUCUCCGGGAAGCCGCACAACAAGGAGGACAAGGAAAACAGCACGUACGGGCUUGGCCUCUUGGCCCUCAGCCUUAUCCUCGACGGCGUCACGGGUAGCGCUCAGGAGCGGUUAAAGGCCGCCUGCAAGCCCACGGUGCACGAGAUGAUGUUCUUUAUGAACGCGUGGGCCCUGGCCAUCUUGUCGGCCGCGGCGUACCUGUCCGGUCAGGCGGUGGAGGGGUACGCCUUUUGCUCCACGAACCUUUCCGUCAUGAGCUACGUGCUGGGCUUCUCCCUUGCCGCGGCGUUCGGGCAGAACUUCAUCUACUAUACCAUCAGCAACUUCAACCCGCUGGUGUGCACGACGAUCACCACCACGAGGAAGUUCUUCACGAUCGUCUGCUCCGUCAUCGUCUUCGGACACGCGAUCGGCCCCAAGCAAUGGGGCGGAGUGGCGAUGGUGUUUGCCGGGAUCGGCUACGAGAUGAGGGGAAAGUAUCAGCGGCACCACGUCAAAAACUUGAAGGCUUAACAACCUUGAUGGUGUCGCGUCCAGGGCUUGAGACAUCUGAUGAUGAUGAUGGUGAUGCCGCGUUCUCUUGGGGUAGGCGGUUCCGUGCGGGCGACGCGGGGAGAGAAAGAGGAAGGAGGAACAGAAGCCGCAACGGACAGCAGCAGCGGCGAACGCGCCAAGUGCUGGGUUGACAGUGGUUGCGAUGGUGGCGCUGGAGGGAGGAAACAGGGUACAAACACGACGGGGCAAGUAAUUGUUGUCUGCGUUUCUGUCGGGUUUGUGGGGGCGUAAGGAGCGGCGGGGGAUUGAGAACAUGUUGCCACAGGCACCACCUAUAGCACCCAACCUCAAUCCUGCCGCCCGCUCGAUCUAUGCUUUGAUGUUGACCCCUAUUGUGGGGAGGGAGGGGGGCUAGACAUAUUUCGAGGCCAUUAUUCGGACGCUUGAUGACCUAUACGCAGAGCUUGAGCCGGCCACGAUUGACGAUCGUCGCUGGUUUGCGAUAAGGUAGGCCCCCUUGUCGUCGUUUCUGUCUGUACAUGUAAUAGCCCUUUCGUAGCUCUAACUAGCGGGUCCUUGUUCCAAUUUUUAGAGUGUUUCUUCCCUCGGCAAGAAUAAGUAACCGGUGGAAUCCCCCGAGAAGCUCCUCCUGCCGAUGCAGGAAUAGAAGUGAGCUAAAGAUCAAGGAGAACCAACCGCGGCGGCCAAUUCUGCGACCUUAUGAGUUGGGCAAGAGACGAAGGGUAGAGGUUGCUGAGCCCGGCUGUAGCAGCUGGCUGAUGUUCAAUUGCGUAGCUUUGACAGUUGUAUUUUUGGGCGCAGUCAGUAAACAACAUGCAAGAAAACACACGGGUGUUUUUUUUUUGUUUUUUACCUCCAUCAAUGGACGGUCCUCAGCACAGAACGGCAUGGCAUCGAUCAGUCGCAGCUAUUCCUUGACUUCCGCGCGAUGUAGCCCAACGAUUUGGCGAGCCAUGUGCUGCGAAAGCAUCGCAUGCCGACGUGUCUGUAAGAGUCAACAUCUCAGAAUAGCAUCUUGCCUGUUUUUUGGUGCCUUCACGGGACGAAGAACAAUCUGUCUUGCUCUUCGGCUUGCAUCCUUGCACAGAGAUGGUAGCGUCUACCAGGAGGCGGUUGGCGGCUGAUGCGACAAGCUUCGCCUCGAAGCUUAUUUGUUAUUCCAGUGUGCACACUGAAGGUCAGACGAUAUGAAGUUUAUAUAUAUUAUCGCGUCAUGUCCUUGGCGGGCUCCGCCGUGGGGACGCUGGAGCCGCUGGAAGCAACAAUGUCUUUUCAUUUGCACGUUGAUUAUUGGUCGCAACCCAACGACUGGCGGGUCAAUAAUGGCGAAAAUGUUUGGUUGUCGUUGACCCUUCGGUGUAUUGCUGUAGGCUAACUACAUUCGGUGCGUACAUCACAUAGAAAAAUGGGAAGAGAGAGGGGUGGAAUCCACAUUAGUAUCAAAUCGAUGAAUCAAAUUUUGUGCACGACUCCCGUCUUGUUGCCUGUUUGCUUUCUUCGUGACCAUGCCUUGACGUUUGCCCGCAGUUCGGGAUAAUUGUAUAAGACAGGCGAACGAGAUCGCUUCAGUGCCGCUCGCUGCUCACGUUUGCGUGUUCCGCUGCAAGCCGUAUGCGCCAUGUCUGGCCGCACUUCAGAAUCCACCGUUCUCACUUUGUAAAGUCGCACAAUGUUUCGUUUGCGGAGUGUUGCGCAAUCGCUUAGGGGUAGAAACGUGUGGAUGUGUGCAGGGGUGCGUGCUAGUUUCUUGGAUGCUUUCUCCUCCCUGUCUCGGUAGCAUUUGUUCCGUCUAUCGUUUUCACCAUAACUACCACUGAAAUCCCAACCUAUUGGCCGU